Spinacia oleracea (spinach) is the source of this 825-nucleotide messenger RNA. RefSeq lists its product as uncharacterized. The record is from RefSeq and is a predicted model, not a curated record. The coding region runs from base 1 to 825 and encodes 274 amino acids. NCBI's taxonomy places the organism in Eukaryota, Viridiplantae, Streptophyta, Magnoliopsida, Caryophyllales, Amaranthaceae. The transcript has 3 exons.
AUGGAGACUUUCAUUGCUCAUCAAACCAAGACAAAUGUGGAUAUCGACAAGCGCCAAAGUGAGGUAACUUCUUCGGUCCAACAACUCCAAGCCCACAACAAGAUCAUAGAGACUCAAUUGGGUCAAAUUGCACAACAUGUGGGAAGUUCUUCUUCAAGUUCCGGUCCUCAACUUCCGAGCCAAACUGUUUUGAACCCAAAAGAGCACAUAAAAGCAAUCACUUUGAGAUCGGGAAAAGGCUAUGAAGGUCCGGUCAUGAGAGAAGAGGUAGCCACAAAGAGAGAUGAGGGAUGUGGAGAAGAAGAGAAAGUUGAGAGUGAAAGAGUGCAAAGUGAGAAAAGUGAGCAAACACAAUGUGAGAAGAGUGACUCAAAGAGUGAAGAGGUUGUGAUUAAGGAGAGGGUUACAAGUGAACAUUCACUUCUUACCAACAAGGCAAAGCUUGAAGAAGCAACCGUUUCUCUUCCUAUGGAAGUGAGUGCUAUCAUUCAAAACAAGCUUCUAGAAAAGCAUAGUGAUCUGGGUAGCUUCUCAAUACCGGUGAAGAUUGGUGAUCUAGAGCCAAAGAAUGCCCUUUGUGAUCUUGGGGCAAGUGUUAGCCUUAUGCCUCUCUCUAUGGCUCAAAGGCUAAAUGUUGGGGGAAUGAAGCCUACACGGAUGUCACUUCAACUAGCCGACCGUUCGGUUCCUCUUAUUCUAGGAAGGCCUUUCCUUUCUACGGCGGGAGUUGUUAUUGAUGUGAAAGAUGGGCGGUUGACUUUGAAUGUUGGAGAUGAGAAAAUCACUUUUACUCUUCAACAAGCAAUGAACUCACCUGAUGAAUGA